Molecule: messenger RNA, 4089 nt
Organism: Nanorana parkeri
Lineage: Eukaryota; Metazoa; Chordata; Amphibia; Anura; Dicroglossidae
Product: peroxidasin homolog
Exons: 20
Coding region: 103-4083 (1326 amino acids)
Biological process (GO): response to oxidative stress
Molecular function (GO): peroxidase activity; protein binding; heme binding
Source: RefSeq, a predicted model, not a curated record
GACUGGCGUCCAAGAAGCAGAUUAGGAUAUUAGGCGCUCGGUGGGACACAUUAGGGGGGGUGGGGGAGUCUGCGUCCCAGCCGAGGGGUGUGAGUGACAAUAAUGAGAAACACAUGUCCGCCGGCCCCCUCCUACACAGGCUGGGAGUCGGGGAGGGUGGCUCGGCGGAGCUGCACGGCGCCGCACACACUUGUCACCAUGCCCUGGCCGUACUACUGUCUCCUCUUCUUAUUUCUCGCCCCCCGCCAGGUCCCGGCGUGCCCCAGCCGAUGCCUCUGCUUCCGCAGCACCGUCAGGUGCAUGCAUCUGAUGCUCGACGCCGUCCCGGAGGUAGCCGACCACACCAGCAUCAUGGACCUGAGAUUUAACCGUAUCCGAGAGGUCAGUUCUGAAGCCCUCCAGAAGCUGCCCAACCUUCACACUCUGUUGCUGAACAACAACCGUAUCCAGCAGCUCUCUCGGAAACCAUUUGAGAAACUGGAAAAUUUGAAGCAUCUAUACCUGUACAAGAAUGAAAUUCGCACCUUACAGAGCAAUGCCUUCCAUGGGCUGGGCUCACUGGAACAGCUGUAUCUCCACUUCAACCACCUGGAGACUCUGGAUGCCGACACGUUCGGGGAUCUGCCAAAGCUGGAGAGACUGUUCCUGCACAAUAACCGGAUCUCCAGGAUUCAGCCAGGGACCUUCUCUCAGCUGCCAUCACUGACCCGUCUGCGCCUGGACUCCAACCCCUUGGUGUGCGACUGUGAGCUGGUGUGGCUGGGGGACCUCCUGAAGAAGUUCACAGAGAGGAGCAGCACGCUGACGGCUGCCACGUGCGAACAUCCAACGCAUUUGCGAGCAAAGUCUGUGAGCUCCCUCCCUGCGGAUCAGUUUAACUGCGAAAUGCCUCGAAUUGUAUCAGAACCUAGGGAUGCAGAUGUCGUCCUUGGAAAUACCGUUUAUUUUAUCUGCCGAGCCGAGGGGAAUCCCAAACCUGACAUCAGAUGGAUACAUAACAACAACGAGAUCGAUAUGAGUUAUGACGGGCGGCUGAAUCUUUUACACGACGGGACGCUGAUGAUUCAGAACACGCAAGAGUCAGAUAAAGGGAUCUAUCAGUGCGCGGCCAAGAACAUCGCAGGGGAGGCGCGCACUCAGGAAGCGGUCCUGCGCUACUCCGGCAGCCGCUUGAAGCCGUUGUUUAUAAUCCAUCCACAAACCACUGAGGUGCUCGUAGAUGGAAGCGUGACCCUGGAGUGCGGAGUCUCUGGGGAUCCUCAGCCAACGAUCACAUGGACCACGGAGAACGGGGAAGCCAUCCCCAAUGACGGGCGCUUUACCAUCACCAGCUCCGGGGGUCUGUACAUCCAGAACCUCACCGCCGCCGACCAGGGGCUCUAUCACUGUCAUGCCAGCAACAGCGAGGGCAGCGUACAGGCCUCGGCAUCCGUCAUCGUACAAGAUUCGCAGAAGUUCUUUGUGGUUCCCAGAGACCAGACGGUGACUGAAGGCCGGGAUGUGGAAUUUCUUUGUUCCGCCAGAGGACGACCAGCUCCUGUCAUAACCUGGACUAAAGACGGAGGAGAACUGUCAAAUGAUGGGCGACAUGCGAUUCUGGAAUCGGGGACUCUCCAUAUCCUGAAAUCUGUGAUCAAGGAUAGCGGGCGGUAUCAGUGCCAUGCCACCAGCUCUAUGGGGGUCAGCUCUGUGUCGGUCCAGCUGUAUGUGCAGCCACGAGAUACAGCGCGUGUCGGGGAUACCUUUGUGGAGACAUCCUUGCGAGAAGCCAUCCAAAGCGUCAACAGCAGUUUCAAGGCCACUCACAGAUACCUGUUCAGCAGUUUACCCAAGUCGCCUAGUGAUCUUUUUGCCCUGUCCCGGUACCCCCGUGACCCUCAGGCCAUCGAGACUGUUCGAGCAGCAGAGAUCCUGGAGAGGACCCUUGAACUGAUAGAGGAACAUGUGCAGCAAGGCCUGCCUGAAGAUCUGAACAGCACAGGUUAUCACUAUAGGGAUCUGGUGUCCCCUCACUUCAUCAGCAUGAUUGCCAACAUCUCGGGAUGCUCUGCUCACAGACGGACACCUAACUGCUCGGACGUUUGUUUCCAUCAGCGCUACCGCACCCACGAUGGUACUUGUAACAACCUGCGGCAUCCAAUGUGGGGGGCAUCUGUCACUGCUUUCCAGCGCCUGCUUAAGCCCGCCUACCAGAAUGGCUUUAACCAACCCAGAGGAGCAUCAGAUGAGUCCGGUGUGUUGCCUUUACCGCUUCCUCGUCUGGUGUCCACCACCAUGAUUGGCACAGAGACCAUCACUCCAGAUGCCCAGUACACACACAUACUUAUGCAGUGGGGUCAGUUUCUGGACCAUGAUCUAGACCAGACCAUCCCGGCACUCAGUAUGUCCAGAUUUUCUGACGCAGCACCCUGCAGCCAGGUGUGUACCAAUGACUCACCCUGCUUUCCCAUCAGUAUGCCCGAGAAUGAUCCGAGGUUAAAAAACGGACAGUGCAUGUUCUUUGCCCGAUCCAGCCCGGUUUGCGGCAGUGGAGUGACCUCUCUUCUUUUGGACUCGGUCUAUUACCGAGAGCAGGUCAAUAUGCUCACUGCUUACAUUGAUGCCUCCAAUGUGUACGGGAGUUCUGAGCAAGAGUCCUUAGAGCUCCGAGAUCUGACAAACCAGAGGGGCCUGUUGAAAGUCGGUGGAGUGAUGUCUUCUGGAAAGGCAAUGAUGCCUUCUGCUCAUGGGCCUCCUACAGAAUGUAUGCGGGACGAGAGGGAAAGUUCAGUCCCGUGCUUUUUAGCAGGAGAUCAUAGAGCUAAUGAACAGCUUGGCCUUACCUCCAUGCACACCUUGUGGUUUCGGGAACAUAACCGCAUUACAGAACAUCUAAUGAUGCUCAACCCUCACUGGAAUGGCGAUAAGAUCUACCAUGAGGCCAGAAAGAUUGUUGGUGCUCAAAUGCAGCACAUUACCUACACCCACUGGCUUCCAAAGAUUCUUGGAGAACCUGGAAUGAGAAUGUUGGGGGAGUAUAAAGGUUACGACCCUAACGUCAACAGCGCAAUCUUCAAUGCCUUUGCCACUGCUGCUUUACGAUUUGGGCACACCCUGAUUAACCCCAUUAUGUAUCGACUGAAUGAAACCUUUCAACCCAUCCACCAAGGGCAUCUCCCACUGCAUAAAGCCUUCUUCAGCCCUUUCAGGUUGCUCCAGGAGGGAGGGAUAGACCCUAUUCUGCGAGGGCUGUUUGGGGUGCCUGGUAAGAUGAGGGUCCCCACACAACUACUCAACUUGGAGCUCACCGAGAAACUUUUCGCUGCUGUGCAUUCGGUGUCCUUAGACCUUGCGGCUAUCAAUAUCCAACGUGGCAGGGACCAUGGGAUUCCACCAUACAAUGACUACAGGGUGUUCUGCAACCUUACCUCAGCACAGGACUUUGAGGACCUGAAGAAUGAAAUCAAGAACCAGGAUGUGAGGCAGAAGCUCCGCAGUUUGUACGGGACCCCCAAGAAUGUGGAUCUCUUUCCAGCCCUCAUCGUGGAGGAUCUGGUCCCCGGGACCCGCGUUGGCCCCACUCUUAUGUGCCUUCUGGUCACUCAGUUUAAAAGGCUUCGGGAUGGAGACAGGUUCUGGCACAGUAAUCCUGGUGUCUUUACCCCAGCCCAGUUGACUGAAAUCAAGCAGACCUCACUGGCUCGUGUCCUGUGUGACAACGGUGACAGCAUUCAGCACGUCCAAGACGAUGUGUUCCAGGUGGCCCUCUUCCCUCAGGACAUGCGGCCUUGCAGUGACAUCCCUGGCCUGGACCUGCGCUUCUGGAAGGAGUGUUGCGAUGGUUGUGGAACACAGGGUCAGUCUGAUGCCCUCUCUUCACACUUCCGGAACCGACGGGAUGAGGAAUUCACCUAUACUGACAGAUUCAGCCCUGAGGACUCCAGACAGGAGGAAUAUCUACAAGAGGACUCAGAAGAAGACUACAUCUCGACACUUGAAACAACCCUCGCAGCGUUACAAAACAAGGUGAGGGAGAUGGAAAGCCAGCUGAAGAAGCUGCAGAAGCCUCAGAUGGACACAAGGGGGCAGCACCCGCUACAAUGAUGUACU